GCGAUCCUGGGAAGUUAGACCGGCAAGAUGGCGGCGCGAGCAUCUUUGUGUGCCCUGGGCUGGCGUCUCUGGAAGGGUUCGAGGAAUUUUUCUGUAAGCAGUUGUAGGAACAGUACAGCCCAAAAUGGUGGCUUUCUCCUCAGCACCAAUAUGAAGUGGGUACAGUUUUCAAACUUACACGUUGAUGUUCCCAAGGAUUUGACCAAACCUACGAUAACAAUUUCUGAUGAACCAGACACAUUAUAUAAGCGCCUGUCAGUUUUAGUAAAAGGCCAUGAUAAGGCUGUGUUGGACAGUUAUGAAUAUUUUGCCGUGCUUGCUGCUAAAGAACUUGGUAUCUCUAUUAAAGUACAUGAACCUCCAAGGAAAAUAGAGCGAUUUACUCUUCUCAAAUCAGUGCAUAUUUUCAAGAAGCACAGAGUUCAGUAUGAAAUGAGAACCCUUUACAGAUGUUUAGAGUUAGAACAUCUCACUGGAAGUACGGCAGAUGUCUACUUGGAAUAUAUUCAGCGAAACUUACCUGAGGGAGUUGCCAUGGAGGUUACAAAGACAAAAUUAGAACAGUUACCAGAACACAUCAAGAAGCCAAUCUGGGAAACAGUACCAGAGGAAAAAGAAGAAAGCAAGCCAUAAAGUCUCAGACCACUUGUGCUGGGAUGUGAAAUGAGGGUGGACCAGACAGGCACAUGAAGGUGGUGUUGACAAAAAUGAUCAACAAACAGUAAGACUAGAAGAGAGUUUUGAGGCAAACUGAGGACUAGCCCACUUCCCAGAUUUCUCUGAGAAGCUGCUCUGGAGAAGUCUUGUCAGAAUAAAGAUUAAACAAGUCAGAGUUACAUUUCUUCAAGGUUUCAAAAAAAAAAAAAAAGAC
Molecule: messenger RNA, 871 nt
Organism: Camelus dromedarius (Arabian camel)
Lineage: Eukaryota; Metazoa; Chordata; Mammalia; Artiodactyla; Camelidae
Gene: MRPS10
Product: mitochondrial ribosomal protein S10
Exons: 7
Coding region: 28-633 (201 amino acids)
Cellular component (GO): mitochondrion; mitochondrial small ribosomal subunit
Source: RefSeq, a predicted model, not a curated record